Molecule: messenger RNA, 369 nt
Organism: Cantharellus anzutake
Lineage: Eukaryota; Fungi; Basidiomycota; Agaricomycetes; Cantharellales; Hydnaceae
Exons: 1
Source: RefSeq, a predicted model, not a curated record
CCAGCUGAGGGGUGCCUGGAGGGAACUAGAACAGAUCUUAUCGAUUGUAUCAUGGCCUGGUGUUGCAACGUGGAGGACGGCGCAAGGCGGGUGAUGCUACUGAUGGCGGUGGCAGGAGCUGGAAAGACAUCCAUUGCUCAUUCAACUGCGGAAAAGUGUGUGAGUGAGGGGCUACUGUUGUUGACAUUUUUCUUCAAAGCGGGUGAGCAGUCGCAGCCGGAUCACCUGUUCAGUGGCAUGGCUCGAUCUCUAGCAAUGCAGGAUCCCUCAUAUUGUGCUUCUGUCAUAUCCAUUCUUAAGGAUGAUCCAACCCUCGCAACUGCACCUUUCUCGGUGCAAUUCCAGAAGCUCAUGGCCGGACCUCUCCGC